CCCGCAUAUUUGCUUCGUCCAUGAGACCGUCAGACCAUCACCCAUCGCCGGAUCGACCAUCGAUAUCGAUUGCCACCCACUGAACUGAAAUGAUUCAUAAAAUAAUACUGCGUAAUUUUAGAUUUUAUAGCUGAUUUAAGUAUUUAGAGCAUAUGUCAGAGUGAAGUGAAUAUUACCUAUAUGUUAAUGUUAACGGAAUGUUAAUAAGGUAAAAAGUCAUCAAGUCACUGAUGUGUAUUGUAUUAUACUGUGUGCGUGAAAUAAAUAUCUGUGAACAACCGCAUCCAGUCACAACGGUGGAGGCAGGAAUAAUUGAAUAUUUGACAACCCAUCGUUAUUUGGUGUCAUAUUCCAUUACCACGUAAACCAUUUAUACCAUUGACAAGGAAUCUCUGCUGAAAAUAAAAUAAAAAAAAAAGAAGUUUUGCCCAAAUUUUCAAGCAAGUUAUACUGUAAAAGGCAGCGAUUUAUGUCGCGUGAAGAUCGCCCGAGACGCCUCAGUGUUGUUCAUCGCGAGCUUCCUUGUCGUAAGUCAUAGUAAAAACCAUGCCCGGAGAACCUCCAGUCACCACAGGCAACAAAUCCAGUGGCAAAGUCAAAAGAAUAUCGAUACCUCGCGUCCAGAGCGGCACAGAUACAGAACUGCAGUCCCAGCAGAGCGGAUCUACUCCACUUCAACCAGUAACGGUGUCCCAGUACGCCAGUUUUCGCACAGACGUCGAGGACAGCGCGAUACCUCCAGUACUGCGUUCAAAAUUAUUAGACCUCUUCCAGCAGAUUGAAAAAGAAUUCGAGAUGCUCUGUGCAGAGAACUCUGGCCUGCAAGAAAAGAUAGAGGCGUUGAACGAGAAGCUGGAAAGAGAAUGCUAUGGAUCUGCGGAGCGAAAUCUACCUACUGGAGAUUUCCAAGAUUUUACAUAUGCUAAGACUCUUGUUAAAAGUAAAUCUCUCACCGGUAAUCCCGCUCACAAAGUCAAAGCGUCGCACAAACUGAAAGCUCAGACGAGUAAAAUAGUCUCGAGCUUCAAAAACCCAACAAUGACGUGCAGCAUGCAGCGGGAGUACCGGGGACAUCGAGACGGUGUCUGGGAAGUUUGUGUAGGCAGAUCUGGCCAACCGGUAAUCGCGACCGCCUCUGCCGAUCACACGGCCCGCGUCUGGGGUAUAGACAGCUGUCGUUGCCUGCUGCAUUACACGGGCCACAGUGGCUCCGUCAAUUCCGUUAGAUUCCAUCCGUCGAGGGAUCUGGUGCUGUCGGCCAGCGGUGAUGGCUCAGCUCACGUCUGGCAGGCGGCAGUCAACUGGGAUCUGCCAAAAAGACCGUCCACAGAGGACGUCGCUAUUUCCGGAGGGGAUCGCGGCUCCGGACCGAUGGGCGGAGACAGCUGCCCUCCUCAAGAGGAGGAGGCGACUCCAACCCUCAGAACUCCCAUCAAAGAACUUUUGGGCCACACAGGAGUCGUCAUGGCAGCUGACUGGCUUUUUGGCGCUGACCAAAUUGUGACCUCCUCCUGGGACAGGACUGCCAAUCUGUACGACACUGAAACCGGAGAGAUAAUACAUACUCUCUGCGGCCACGAUCAGGAGUUGACCAACGUUUCGACUCAUUACGCGCAACGCCUGUGCGUUACUUCUAGUCGGGACAGCACUUUUAGGCUCUGGGACUUUAGAGAACCCAUUCACUCUGUAUCUGUAUUCCAAGGGCAUACCGAGACGGUAACUUCAGCGGUUUUUACGAGAGAGGAUAAAAUAGUCUCGGCUUCGGACGACAGGAGCGUCAAAGUUUGGGAAUUGCGGAAUAUCCGAAGUCCGUUAGCCACUAUCCGCGCCGACAGUUCGGCAAACAAAUUGGCUGUAUCAAGUACUGGAAUGGUGGCUAUUCCGCACGACAAUAGACAAAUUCGGCUAUUCGACCUGAAUGGCCAGAGAUUGGCGCGAUUGCCCAGAACGAGUCGACAGGGCCAUCGACGAAUGGUGUGCUCAGUUGCCUGGGCGGAAGACAGCAACAGUCCCUGCAGUCUGUUUUCAUGCGGCUUCGACAGGCUCGUACUUGGCUGGAGCAUAUUGCCAAUCAAAGAAAAGGAUGCUUGAGACACAAUGCGCGAUCGCCGUAUACGCAUGACCUUAAGUUUGCAACAGAGUCACGUUGGUGGUCGGUAAAUACUGUCCUAGUAUUUUGUAAACGUAAUUGUGGACCCAGAGCCCGACAGUCAGUGCGAUCAACGAGCUUGCUCUUCCGCUUUCGCAAACGACUAAACAGAAUAAUAAAAUAUAAAAAGUUACUCGUCCGGGACUUGAGUUUACGUGUUGUAUUGAAUGUAAAGCAUCAACAUUGUAGGGUGCAAAUGUUGAAUUAUUUUUGUGAACGCAGGCUUUGAUUGAUGUAGAUAUGUACGUGUAAAUGUAGGUGUACAUACUCGGUUGUAGUUGGAUCAACAAAACCGUGCCGGAAAUGAAGAAUACUAAUAUAUCAUGAAAAAGUAUUACAAAGUGGAUUGAAAUUUAUUUUGCGAUGCUGUGCAGGCAUGCAGCCAAAACAAAAGCUGUUGGUAGACAUAAGUUAUAACUAUGCCAUUGGUAUUUGUAGUUGGCAAACGCAUGGUGAUACAAAAACCAAAUAUAAAUAAAAGAUUUUCGUUGAAUUAUAUAAUUUUUAACAAUCGUGUUUAGUCAUUCAGAAAUGCGACAUAAAUUUCAAGAAAAAUUAUAUUGUAAUAGAAUACUUAACUCGUAAGUAAAUAUGAAAAAAGCAAAAAAAAAUUCAAUCGAAGUAGAUCCAAAUAUUAUCUUGGAUUUUUUGUUCUUAAUAAUAAUCGUCAAUAUUAACAAAAAAAAUUUUUUUUUUUCAAGUAGAUAUCUUCGAGUAAAAUAACGUUGUUUGCUAUUUAAAAAAAAAAUAUAUAACAAAUAGUGUAAUCGGUGUUAAAUGCGAAAAUUUGAGUGUAAUCAAUUUUACCAAGGUGCUAUUUUUCAGCUAUAUUCAUGGAAAUCAAUGUACCUAUGUAAUUGUAAAUGUUAAAGCUAUAUCGUGUUUGUGUGUGUUAAACUGCUUGUAAACUUAGCAAACAUAAUAGUAUAGAGGAGCAUAGUAAUUUUAAGAAAGACGUGUGAUUUGUUUAUCAAAAGUUUGAUCGUAUUAUAGAUAAAUUUGUUAUUUUAUUUUUGAAAUUUUAUAGUUUAAAUGGACGAGUAUUUAUUUAAGUGGUGUAUAUUUUAACAUAAGAGAAAAUAAAUAUCAAUAAUGAUUACAAUAUGGUUACAAAAUAAAUGGUUAUUUAAUCGCAUGAUCACUUUUUAUUAAUUAAUUUAUUCGCUAGAUUGUGUAUUAUACUAAAUCAUAAAAAAUAAAAAAAUUUGAAAUAAUAUAAGGAAAAUAAAUUUAAAAAAAAUUUUUAUUGUCACAAAUUUCCGAUGUACAGUGAAUUGUUUGGCGCGUUUGUGAAAGCAGUCAACUCUUAUCGUUAAUUACGGUAACAUCGUACCAUAAUCACGCACGCCAUGACUGAGUAUGCUAAAUGUAAAUGAACACAUGAUAAAAAAAAGCGUAAAAAAAUAAAAACUCAGUAAAAUCGUAUCAAUGGUGUUAGCAUUUUGGCAAAACAAUUUGGUCAACGUGGAGCGAGUGUUAUGAGUAGAGUUCCUCGGAAAACCGCGCAAAGUUAUUACUU
Messenger RNA from Copidosoma floridanum, 3668 nucleotides. RefSeq names its product WD repeat domain 37 (gene Wdr37). Lineage: Eukaryota; Metazoa; Arthropoda; Insecta; Hymenoptera; Encyrtidae. Gene Ontology annotation, molecular function: protein binding. The record is from RefSeq and is a predicted model, not a curated record.